GUAGCAUUCAAAUGGUGCAGAUUAGUGAUAAUUUGAUUCAGCAGAAUAGCUGAAAUCCAAUCGCCGGGGGUGGUAGUGAGAACAGAUAAUUCAUGUGAAAAGAACCCUUUGACGAAAUAUCUAAAAAAAAACGUUUAACGUAGUGACUAUGAUAUCGUUCGUAGUUCUAACGACGCUGUUGGUGUGUGUCGUGGCCAAACCGCAGAAUCAAUUCGGUGCAAGAAGUUUCAACCAAAAUGUACCGUUCAAUCAGCAGCAGCAACAGCAACAACAACAGCAGCAGCACCAGCAACAUCAUAAUCAACAGUUCAACAAUCCGCAGCAUCAACUUCAUUCACAACAUCAGCAUAAUCAACACCAGCAUACGAAUCAGCAGCAGCAGCAGCAGCAUCAACAGCAACGUUUUGCCCAGCAAUUUCGGCAGUCGCAAACUCUGAGGGCACCUCCGCCUCCGGUAACACUGCAUCAGCAUCAGCCCCAGAUGCAGUUCAGCCAACGAUUACAACAAGCAUAUCCCGGUGGUGCUAGACCGUUCGUUCCAAUCACGUCGUACAACAACGACGUAUCGUACGAUGGUUCCUACUCGUACGGAUACACAACGGGAGACGGUCAGCAGCAGCAAGCUCAAGGUUACCUGAAAAAUCCCGGCCUUAAAGACCUUGAAGCCCAGGCCGUACAGGGUUCGUACUCGUACACUUCACCGGAAGGUCAGCUGAUCACGGUUACCUACAUCGCUGACGAAAACGGUUUUCGUGCUGAGGGAGCCCACUUACCGACGCCUCCUCCGAUUCCCGAAGCGAUCCAAAAAUCACUAGCGUUAAUUGCAGCUACUCAACCGGUCUCACAGAAAUUCAGUCAGGCCUACAGCCAGCAGCCGUUUGGAACCAACCAAAACUACAACCGUUUUGGGUAGCCCCAAACACGACCCCGGACUAACACCUCUGCCAUGAAAAGGAAGGAUCGAUUGAAUGCGUGACCUAUUGCGACACUCUUGAACACCAAGUCCCGCGGAUCCCAGCAGCCCAGCAUAGACGGUAGACAUCGGCAGAUGGCAGUAGGCCAAACGAACAUACGUCUAACAUACGAACAAAUUCUGGUGCGAUGUCGAUGCUUUACCGGCCUAGUAAACUCGUGCACCGUUGGAUGCUGGAAUCUGUAGUUAGUCAACGUUUUGUGCUUCUCAGUGUAAAUACCUCCUAUCUCUAACUUCGGACUAGCCGAUGACUAGUGAUUAAACGAUAAGUGCAAGUACGAAUU
Malaya genurostris is the source of this 1257-nucleotide messenger RNA. Its product is annotated as endocuticle structural glycoprotein SgAbd-1-like. The coding region runs from base 149 to 913 and encodes 254 amino acids. Gene Ontology annotation, cellular component: chitin-based extracellular matrix. The transcript has 5 exons. Gene Ontology annotation, molecular function: structural constituent of chitin-based larval cuticle. The record is from RefSeq and is a predicted model, not a curated record. NCBI's taxonomy places the organism in Eukaryota, Metazoa, Arthropoda, Insecta, Diptera, Culicidae.